Phragmites australis (common reed) is the source of this 1579-nucleotide messenger RNA. Its product is annotated as glutathione S-transferase T3-like. Bases 111 to 1118 code for a protein of 335 amino acids. The record is from RefSeq and is a predicted model, not a curated record. Lineage: Eukaryota; Viridiplantae; Streptophyta; Magnoliopsida; Poales; Poaceae. The transcript is spliced from 2 exons.
GGCCGGCCACUGUGAUGCUCAAUUUAAUUGUAGAAAUUUUACAAUACUAGAAAUUAGGUAACUGUAUAUUUUACAAUGCUAGAAAUUAGUAUCAUGGUUCAAUUUGUGUUAUGCAUGUGCAGGUUACAACAAUGGAUGGUUUUUUGGAAUUGAUGAGUGAGCAAAAUAUUGAAGACAAUGGACCAUAUUGGGAUGAUAGUCAAUUUGUAAGCCCACAUGAGGAGCAACAACUGUCACAUGUAGAAGCUGGUGCAUCCCAAAAAGCAAAAAAGGCCAGAUCAAAAAAUUUCAGUGUAAAAGAAGACAACAUGUUGGUGUCGGCAUGGCUAGAAGUUAGUUUGGAUGCUAUACAAGGGAAUGAACAAUCCCGUGCUACGUAUUGGCAAAGAAUUACUGAUUAUUUUCACGAGCACAAGGACUUUGCAUCUGAUCGGAAUUCCAAUUCUCUCCAGCACCGUUGGUCUGUCAUACUAGAAGGUGUUAACCGGUUUUGUGGAUGUUAUGUCCAGAUUCAAAACAGGAGGCAAAGCGGGGUGACAGAACAAGAUAAGGUAAUGCAUGCAUGUGAAUUGUAUAAGUCAAAAGAUCCGAAGGGCAGAUCGUUCGGAUUGUUGCAUUGUUGGAAUAUCUUGCAGCACGAGCAAAAGUGGAAGGAUACGUGUAUCCAGAAAAAACAGAAAACAUCCACCACUGGAAGUCCGUCGUCCACUCCUGGGACCAACGAGAGUCAUCUAGGGGAUGAUGGGGAGGGUCAUACUUCAGAGCCCGUGGUUAGGCCAGGAGGUAGGAAGGCGGAGAAAGAGCGACAGCGGCGAGGUAAAAAUCUUGUCUCUCCUGGAGAUAAUCUUUACAUGGAAGCAUUGGAAAACAUGUGGGCUAAGAAGAAAGAGGCAGAAGCCUUGAAAGAGGUUGCAAAAAAAGAGCGCUAUGAUGAAAGACUUGCACUUGAGAAGAAAAGGAUUGAACUGAAGGAACAAGAUAUUGAGUUAAGGAGAAGGAUUGAAGAUGAUAAGGUGAUGAAUAUGGAUCUUACUGGUAUGAGUGAGCGACAACGACAAUACUAUACGAGCUUGCAGGAUGAGAUCAUCGCUCGGCGGUUUGGCACAGGCUCGGGUUGAGCUACUUUAUGUAUGGAACUUUAAGUAUUUUGUUGGCACUUUAAGUAUGUUGUAUGAACUUUAAGAAUUUUGUUUGCAUUUUAAGUAUGUUGUAUGAACUUUAAGUGUGUUGUACGAAAUCUAUGUUAGUUGUAUGGACUAUCUAUGUUAGUUGUAUGCACUUGUAGUGUUGUUGUGUGAUGAAAAAGCUACAUACAUUACCAUACGUUAUUACAACUGCAUACAUAGUUAAAAACGUUACAUGAUAGGUACUGAGUACAUUAUUACAAGUGUAGACAUAAUUAAAAUAGUACAUGAUAGGUAUCGACUAUAUUGGUACAACUACAUACACUACACCCCUCCAUAUUUUUCCCACAGGUGCUCGACUAGAUCAUCACGAAGCUGUGAGUGAGUUUCCCUGUUAGUAAUGGCUUGAUGAGUUUGAAGAAACGCUUGCAGUUCAGCCGUAGGACGAUGGGAAA